Amyelois transitella is the source of this 1397-nucleotide messenger RNA. Its product is annotated as coiled-coil domain-containing protein 124. Gene Ontology annotation, cellular component: nucleus. The coding region runs from base 177 to 815 and encodes 212 amino acids. NCBI's taxonomy places the organism in Eukaryota, Metazoa, Arthropoda, Insecta, Lepidoptera, Pyralidae. The record is from RefSeq and is a predicted model, not a curated record. The transcript has 5 exons. Gene Ontology annotation, molecular function: transcription coactivator activity. Gene Ontology annotation, biological process: transcription by RNA polymerase II.
UGUCAAAAACUAUUAACUGUCAAAACCAAAACAUUGCAAUUUGCAGAAUUUGCAACUGGAGUUGGAAAACAAAAUACCUACCCAUGAAUUUAUUAAAGUCACUGGCUUUCUCAAAUCUAUAAGCUGAAUAAAAAAUUCAUCGAUUACACUAGAAGGAGUAGCUGUGUUCUACCAAGAUGCCUAAGAAAUUCGCUGGUGAAAAUAGCAAAGCGGUUGCCGCUCGUCAACGCAAAGAAGAUCAGAAGCAGGAGAAAGAACAGAAGAUGAAGAAAAUGAUAGAAGACGCACAAUGGGAAGACAAUGAUGAUAAACUUAAAAAGAAACAACAGAAAAAGGAAGAUCAAGAGAAGAAACGUCAAGAGCAGCUCCAAAAGAAAGCUGAGGCGAAGGCUUUACUGGAAAAAGAAAUGGAGUCUAUAAAAGCUCCUACUAAGACCGCUCCUCCGCCACCUAAAAUUACAAGAGCCCAAAUUUCUCUCAUGAAGGAGAAGACAAUUAAUAAACAGGAGCCUGUCAAACCUGUGCCUUCCCGAGUAGUUGUGGAGCAACCACCUCUAGAGGAGAAUCUCAAUAGGCUACAACUGGAUGGUGAAGUGGCACAAUCUGUGGAAGAGGCUAUUUCUAUUCUGAGUGAUAAAAAUGAAGUGGACAGGCAUCCCGAAAAGCGAUUGAAAGCAGCAUACACCGCAUUCGAAGAAGCAAACCUGCCGAUCUUGAAAGCUGAGAACCCUUCGCUCAGGCUGUCACAACUGAAGCAGAUGCUGAGAAAAGAGUGGCUCAAGUCUCCACAGAAUCCUAUCAACCAGAAAGUUUGAAAUGAUUUAUUUUAGUCUAUGGUAGACUUUAUUGUUAUCUAAUUGGCAUGAACUUGGUGGCAAUGUGUAUUUUAUUCAUACAUACAAACAUACAGUCAUGUCGACAUCCCUUGCGGAUAAGUCUUAACAGUCUCGAAACCAACCAAUAGGCCACGCUCACCUACAUGACGGAAUUGAGUUUCUCAAGUAAUAUCAUAAUACAUUAUGCCAGUGAUUUAUAUCCUUAGUUGUACUAUUUCAUAUUUAAGUCUUCUACUUAUGUAACGCGGGUCAACAUCAAUCGAGUCGACGCAAUAAAUGCGCCGGUCAUUUCAAAGCUGUUGCUUGGGGUUGUGGUCAAACAGUCCUGCUCAGCUACUGGUCAGUGUGUGUUCAGGAACACUUGAGAACCCAUCUGUUCCACGCGUAAAUAGUGUUCAGAGAGUAAAACUCAUAUAGUUACCAAGUUCAUGCCAAUAUGUUUGUUUGGAAAAGUAAAAUUUGUAACUGAUGUCAUGUGUAAAGUAUUUAUCGAAAAUCCGUACAUAGUAGGGACUUCGUAUGAGUAAUUAAAAAAUGUAAAUAAAUGCAAUGAUUUUUUUA